CCGCGGUCACACUGAUCCGAUGCAUUACGCAGCUGAUUGCAGAUUAUAAAUCCUAUUACAAUUGUUGAAAUGAAUAUAGCAUAAAUGCAACGUUUGAAAGCUACCACAUACGACAACAUACAACUGGGCAACUUAAACAAAAAGCAUCGUGGACAAGAUGCAGCAGAGAGUUGUUUUAUACGGGAUUCUGGUCUUGUUUAUAAUCACAAACCCAACCACCGACGCCAUACAGGCACGCAGCGACAAGGAACAGCCGCAAACGGUGGGCUCCGGAACGGCCGUCCAGUCAGUGAUACCCGUACAGAUGCAACUAGGCUCCAGCUCCUCCUCGGCAUCGUCAAUAUCCGCCUCCAGCUCGGCAUUCCAUCCGUUGGGGCCGAAUGUGCUGUGCUCGUUUUUGCCGCGUGACUUUCUCGAAUGCAAGGAUCCCAUCGAUCACAGGGACAAUGCAACGGCCAAGAUCGAGAAAGGAUACGGCUGCCUGCGAUUCGGAGGCUCCACUUACGAAGAUGUGGAGCACACAAAGGUACAGUGCACUGUGUACUCGGACAUUGAUUGCUACGGCAAUCGCACUUUCCUUCGCGAGGGUGUGCCCUGUGUCCGCUACACGGAUCACUAUUUUGUAACCACGCUCAUCUACAGCAUGCUGCUGGGUUUUCUUGGCAUGGAUCGGUUCUGCCUGGGACAGACGGGAACGGCAGUGGGCAAGCUGUUGACAAUGGGCGGUGUGGGCGUCUGGUGGAUCAUUGAUGUCAUAUUGUUGAUUACCAAUAAUCUCCUGCCGGAGGAUGGCAGCAAUUGGAAUCCACACGUCUAGACAUACUUAUGUACGUAUGUAUGCACGUUCGUUGUUAGUGUGAUAUUUUAGAAGUUAGUUUAAAGUACGAUAAAUAUAAUUGUUGAAAACUUCUGCAGCCAAACCAAGUAUAUUAAAUAUA
Messenger RNA from Drosophila subobscura, 938 nucleotides. RefSeq names its product TM2 domain-containing protein CG11103 (gene amrt). The transcript has a single exon. The record is from RefSeq and is a predicted model, not a curated record. The coding region runs from base 158 to 817 and encodes 219 amino acids. Lineage: Eukaryota; Metazoa; Arthropoda; Insecta; Diptera; Drosophilidae.